AUGUUCUCUAAAUUCGUUGUCGCUCUCACAUUGGCAUCCACGGCGUUCGCGACAGUAUUUAUCACUGAGCCCUUUGGUGUUACGACCUACGCAGCUGGCAAAGAGGCCACUAUUCGAUGGAAGGACGAUGGCAAUGCGCCCUCUCUAGCUGAGUUCGGGCCUGCCAAGAUCUCCAUCUACGUCGGGAACUCCAGGCAGCAGACUUCCCUGCAACUCCUUGCGGAUGAUAUCGACGUUUCCAAAAAUUCUUCCCUUGCUUUCACUCCCAAUGCGACAAUUGGACCAAACAGCAGCGAAUACUUCAUUCGCGUCGAAUCUCUGUCGCUCAAGGAUCCAUCUCAGCCUACAAUUCCCGCGCUUGCAUUUUCGGCAAGAUUCACUCUUACAGGCAUGACUGGAACGUUCAGCGCGGCUGUUCAAUCUCAAAUUGCAGGACAGUCCACGGCUCCCCUUCCGUCUGUAACAUCCACGACCACUUCUACCACUACCUCAGCCACAUCCACCUCCAGCUCUUCUAGCAGGAGCAGCACUGGCACUGCGUCUAACGCCAGUGCUUCUCCGUCCACUGGCAGCGCCAUGGGUAUCGUCAACCCACACGCCGGACUGGCUGGAGCCCUCUUGAGCGCCCUUGUCGGUAUCACGUUGUUCUAG
Psilocybe cubensis is the source of this 651-nucleotide messenger RNA. RefSeq lists its product as uncharacterized. Lineage: Eukaryota; Fungi; Basidiomycota; Agaricomycetes; Agaricales; Agrocybaceae. The coding region runs from base 1 to 651 and encodes 216 amino acids. Gene Ontology annotation, biological process: (1->6)-beta-D-glucan biosynthetic process; cell wall biogenesis. The record is from RefSeq and is a predicted model, not a curated record. The transcript is spliced from 5 exons.